Parathielavia appendiculata is the source of this 1167-nucleotide messenger RNA. RefSeq names its product mitochondrial carrier. Gene Ontology annotation, molecular function: coenzyme A transmembrane transporter activity. Gene Ontology annotation, biological process: mitochondrial coenzyme A transmembrane transport. The coding region runs from base 1 to 1167 and encodes 388 amino acids. Gene Ontology annotation, cellular component: mitochondrial inner membrane. The record is from RefSeq and is a predicted model, not a curated record. The transcript is spliced from 2 exons. NCBI's taxonomy places the organism in Eukaryota, Fungi, Ascomycota, Sordariomycetes, Sordariales, Chaetomiaceae.
AUGCCGGGGGUCUUGCCGUCGCGCCGAACGCGAGAGGCCUCCGACGUGCCACGGACACCGGUAGCCCCUAGGGAAGAGCCUGCUAUUUGUCCGACACACGACGAAGCUCAAGUCUCCCUGAAGGCACCUAAGGACAAGCGCAGUUUCGACUAUGUCUGGAGAUCUGGCGUUGCAGGAGGCUUGGCGGGCUGCGCGGCCAAAACGAUUGUCGCGCCGCUAGACCGGGUCAAGAUUCUCUUCCAAUCCCACAAUCCCCACUUUGUCAAAUACACAGGGUCGUGGUCCGGCGUGGUCCUGGCCGUCAAAGAUAUCUAUCGCCAAGACGGAUCCGUGGGGCUGUUCAAAGGUCACUCGGCCACCCUGCUGAGGAUAUUUCCCUAUGCAGCCAUCAAAUUCCUCGCCUACGAGCAAAUCCGCGCCAUUGUCAUCCCGCAAAAGGACAAGGAGACACCUUUCCGGCGGCUUAUCAGCGGUUCUUUGGCCGGUGUGACGUCUGUCUUCUUUACCUACCCCCUAGAACUUAUCAGGGUGCGGCUUGCUUUUGAGACGAAGAAGGAGGGCCGGUCAUCACUCCGAUCAAUAUGCAAACAAAUCUAUCAAGAACGGCACUAUACGAAACUGACGCUCCCUGGAACGGAUGCGGCUGUGGCAUCAGCUUCAGGUAUCCGAGGGGCGGUGGCAGCGGCCGCGCCGCCGCUGGCACCACCAAGCUUCGGGUUGGCCAACUUCUACCGUGGCUUUACCCCAACACUCCUCGGGAUGCUGCCUUACGCCGGCAUGUCCUUCCUCACUCACGAUACCGUGGGCGACUUGCUUCGUCACCCGGCAAUCGCCCAAUACACGACGCUGCGGAAGCCGGAGAAUUCUCCGCCGGGCAAGCCGGCACCCCUCCGUUCAUGGGCUGAACUGUCCGCAGGCGGUAUUGCCGGGGUGGUCUCUCAGACGGCGUCGUACCCCCUCGAGGUGAUCAGACGGCGUAUGCAGGUGGCCGGUGCGGUCGGUGACGGCCACCGGAUGCGGGUUGGCGAAACGGCCAAGUUGAUCAUGAGGGAGCGUGGCUUCCGGGGUUUUUUUGUGGGGCUGACCAUCGGCUACGCCAAGGUGAUGCCAAUGGCGGCGGCCGCCUUUUACACAUACGAGCGGUUGAAGAUGCGGUUUGGCAUUUAG